GAAGAAGAGGGGGCGCGAACGCAUUGGAUCUGAAGAGAAAGACUAAGCGCCCUGGUAAAGAUGUCAACAAAUGCAAUGAUAGACCUGGCGCUGGACCGAGUGGAUUGGACUGCUUUGGCCGAGAACCAGGAGCAACAGCCUCGUAUUUACACACCCGGCGAAGUGCUUAUGGCGGAAUCAGGCUUUAUGCGCGGCCAUGGAACUUUCGUUGAAGAUGAAAACAUAAAAGCCUCAGUGGCAGGUGUGAUUGAGAAGGUCAACAAAUUGAUAUCGGUGCGACCGCUGAAAAGUCGCUAUGUGGGUGAGAUUGGCGAUGUAGUGGUGGCACGUGUACUGGAAGUGGGUCAAAAACGUUGGCGUGUGGACACAAAUUCACGUUUGGACUCUUUGCUGCUGCUUUCUUCAGUAAAUCUACCGGGCGGUGAGCUCAGGCGGAGGUCUGCGGAGGAUGAACAAAUGAUGAGGCGUUAUCUGGACGAAGGGGAUCUGAUAUCCGCAGAAGUGCAGAAUGUCUUUGAGGAGGGCACGUUGUCGCUAUACACCCGCAGCUUAAAAUACGGCAAACUAUCCCAGGGUAUACUGGUCAAGGUUUUUCCAGCGUUGGUAAAACGGCGAAAGAUGCAUUUUCACAAUCUGCCAUGUGGUGCGUCCGUUAUUCUUGGCAAUAAUGGCUACAUCUGGAUAUCGCCCACAAAGAACGAAGACCAAGUCGGUGGCGAGGGAGGUUUUGCCCAGAACCUAACUGAAGUCGUGCCACGCAACGAACGUGAGGUUAUAGCACGCCUGCGCAACUGCAUCCUGGCGCUAGCCAAGUGUAAACUGAUGUUAUAUGACACAAGCAUUCAAUACGCUUACGAAGAGUCGCUCAAAUACGAAUCACGUGAGCUACUCCAGCAGCAUGUCAUCUUUGAUAUUGGCGAACAAACUCAGGCUCGACUCAGAGAUGUCGAUCUUAUGGAUUGAUGCUUGUGCAUAAAU
Molecule: messenger RNA, 978 nt
Organism: Drosophila hydei
Lineage: Eukaryota; Metazoa; Arthropoda; Insecta; Diptera; Drosophilidae
Gene: Rrp4
Product: exosome complex component RRP4
Exons: 2
Coding region: 61-963 (300 amino acids)
Biological process (GO): poly(A)-dependent snoRNA 3'-end processing; U4 snRNA 3'-end processing; nuclear polyadenylation-dependent rRNA catabolic process
Cellular component (GO): nuclear exosome (RNase complex); cytoplasmic exosome (RNase complex)
Molecular function (GO): RNA binding
Source: RefSeq, a predicted model, not a curated record